ACUUACAGAUACAUUUAAUAGCUUGUUGUCAUCCCGCAAAAUCACAAUGCAAGACUGAGCGAGAGCCUAAAUUUCUUUUAAUUGAUAACAAAAUAAAUAAAUCUUUAUCGUGACGAAUUUGCUAUCACCAGAUACGAUUUUGUUGGUUUCAUCGCUGGAGUAAUGAUUUGAGUCGAGUCAAUCUAACGCUUUUGGAUAUUGAAAAACUUUUCUUUUUCGUUGUAGCAAAGCUUCUUUCGUUUAUAGUAUAACGCUAGAGGCCAAAAUAAAAUUACAUGGGAGUGACGAAACACUAAUCGCGCCCAAUCACUUCUUUUAUCGUCUUCGAGAGGAAAACAUUCAAAGAAACGGAAGUUUGCUGAGCCACGGUUCUAAUCUCAGAAGCAAAACAAAAACCUGAAUUGCUCGAGAAAAUGCCGGAGGAUGGUCAGAGCGAACUCACUUUCCAGACCGCCGACUUCGUCGUCUGGUCGUUCAUUCUCGCCUCAUCCGUCGGCAUCGGGAUCUACUAUGCCUGCACGGGCGGUCGCCAGCAAAGCACCGAGGAGUUCCUGGUCGGGAAUCGGAACAUGAACCCGAUCCCGGUGGCGAUGUCGCUGGCGGUGAGCUUCGUCUCGGCUGUCAUGUUCUUGGGAAUGACCUCGGAGGCGUACGGGAAUGGAGUGAUGGUAUGGCUCCAGGGAGUCGGGAUCCUCGUCUCCGCCGUCAUCAUCAGUAUCUCAUUCCUACCCAUCUUCCAUAGACUUAAUGUUACCAGUGCAAAUGAGUAUCUCGAGCGCCGUUUCAACCGAACGUGUCGUCUGCUAGGCUCGGUUAUACUCAUCUUUAAUAUGUUCGUGUACAUGGGUGUGGUACUGUAUGCACCGUCUCUGGCAUUAAACCAAGUGGCCGGAUUAAACGUGUGGGGAUCCGUACUGACCGUGGGGCUAGCAUGUACUUUCUACACGACGAUUGGUGGAUUAAAAGCUGUAAUUUGGACGGAUGUUUUUCAAAUGUGUAUCAUGGUUUGUGGUCUUUUAGCCGUCAUCAUCAAGGGAUCCAGCGAUCUGGGCGGUUUCUCGAACGUUCUCCGUAUCGUUGACGAAGGAAAUAGACUAGACCUAUUCGAAUUUAGCACCGAUGUUACAGUCCGUCAUACUUUCUGGGGUCUCACUAUUGGAUCCACCUUUAUGUUUCUAUCAAUCUUUGGGAUUAACCAGGCUCAAGUCCAACGAUAUGUUUCCUGUAACACAGUCAAGAUUGCACGCAUAUCUCUAGCCCUGGGGACCGCCAUCAUGUUGUUCCUGUUCAGCAGCGCCGUGACUGCAGGCCUGGUGAUGUACGCCUACUACGCUGACUGUGACCCGAUCUCCAGCGGCGCUGUGGCGAAAAGAGACCAGAUGAUGCCAUAUUUUACCUUAGAUCUAUUUAAGAAGUAUCCAGGUUUACCCGGUCUCUUUCUCUCGGCUGUUUUCAGUGCAUCAUUAAGCACAAUCUCAUCUGGACUGAACGCAGUGGCAGCUGUGACGACUGAAGACAUCAUCAAACCUUUAUGGCCGGGACUAAGCGAUAAGCGAUACACACAAUUAUCAAAGCUUAUGGCUUUGUCUUAUGGAAUUCUUACAAUUGGCUUUGCAUUCAUCGCCUCUUUUCUUGGUGAUAUCCUUAGUACCGUGCUGAAUUUCUUUAGUAUGUUCGGCGGUCCAACCUUAGGACUAUUCAGUGUGGGAAUGUUCUUCCCAUGGACAAAUUCAAAGGGGGCCUUUUGCGGAACUCUGAUCGGUCUGGUGUUCUCUUUCUGGAUUGGUAUAGGGGCACAGGUGUACCACUCUCCUUACCCCGCCCCUCCUUUUUCAACUUCUGGGUGUGUCCUGUAUAAUGACACAUUGAAUCUCUACAACUCUACUGCAUAUAACGCUCAUUUACUUAAUGACGUUGUGUCCAAUUUCACCAAGCCGACGCUAGAUGGCGCUACUACAGUCGAUUUGGCGGUGACAUCGGACGAUCCCGCUCUUUCUGUUGACGAGAGACCUGCAAUUGCAGCUCUUUACAAGCUCUCCUAUACAUGGUAUGCUUCCGCCUCCUGGCUGGUUACCGUCUUUGCAGCUCUCCUCAUUAGCUUCCUAACAGGUGCUACGGACCCAAAGGAUAUUGAUCCUCGUUUGAUUUGCCCAGUGGUUGAUACGAUGUACUGCUGCUUGCCCGAGAAGUGGAAGAGCCCAUUACGAUGUGGGGUGGGCACGGAUUUUAUCAAGGAAAUUGAGUACGAUGGCGUGAUCGAGAAAGAAAUGAAAGCUAAUCAGAACCUUGUGAAGAAUGGGAUACAGGUCGACCGAAAGCCCGAAGACGAGAUCAUCGAGGAGAUCGUGUAGAUGAAAAUGUGAUGUGUAAAUAUGUGACAUAGCGCCCCCUCUCGAUAUAGUUCAGGAUACUCAAACUCCAUUGAUAUCAUCAUGUCUUCUCGGAGUAAAGGAAUUUCAUUUCAUUUUUUCUUUUAUUGGUUUUUGCAACAUUUUUCAUAACAAAACUCUGGAUGAAAAUACAUAUCUGAAAUUUGACAUCAAGAUAAUGAACAAUAGUUUUGUAUAUAAAUCAUCAAAUAUAUCUUACAUAAAUGAAAAAUAUGAAGUGGUAUUUUCUGUUACACAAUAAAUAGGAUGGUUGCAAGGGUCGUCACAAAAGCAAAGCUUGAAAACGUAACAGCCCUGGAAAAUAGCCAAAAUAAUUAAUAUAUAUUGUCAUUAAACGUGCAAGUGCAUGAGGGACUGGGGGGGGGGUGGGCAAGGGAGAUGCUUGGUCCUUAGCAUGGAAUUUUAGAAAAUAACACGUUUUGUUGUUUGAUUUUUAAUUUAUACAUGUUCUAGAUAAAAGUCAAAUGUCUAAUUAAAAUAAUGAUAACAAUGGUAAUGAUUUUCUUUUUUUUUAUUUGUUAGGUAUUGGUUUAAUUGCAAUUCUUUUAUAGUUCGUUUAAAGGAAUAAAAUGAUCUUGGCAGCUUGAGUGAAUCUGGCAAUGCAUUCCAAAUAUCAGGUCCAUGAUGUCUUAGUGUUUUAUGUGCAAAUAGUGUCCUGGGAUUUUUCAAGUGAAUAUUAUUGCAUGUUCUUGUUGGAUAUGAGUGUAAAUUGUUAUUAUAUGAAAAUAAAUCCGUGAAUACUGGAGGAAGCAUGUCGUAAUUAUAUCUAUACAUAAACAGUGCUAUUUGUAAAGUAUUAAUAUCAUUUAUCUUAAAUAUUUUCAGACGAUAAAAAAGAGGGUCUAUAUGUGAAAGAUAUGCAGAUUUUGAACUAAUUCUAACCGCUUUCUUUUGCAAUAAAAGUAUAUGAUUAAGCCUUGUCUUGCAGCUAUUCCCCCAAAUGAGGUUACAGUAGUGAAUAUAUGGUAAAAUCAAUGUAUUAUAUAUCAUAACAAGAGAUUUCUCUGGUAAGAUUUUUUUUAGUUUACAUAGUAUUCGAAUUCCUUUAGCUACAGAGGAAGACACGUUGCUUAUGAUUGAUUGAUUGAUUGAUUUUAUUCGUCAAGAAUAUCACAGGAGGUUACAAUGAAAUUGAGGAAAUACCUUGACAGGAUAGCCCAUGAAAGCCGAAAGGCUUAUUUCCAAUGGGGUCCUAUAGUUAGUAUAAAACAUUAACAUAUUGUAACAAAAAAUAUAAACUACGACAAGUACUGGAAUAUUGGGGAAAAAAAAUAAAAUACAUACAAACAUAUCCAUCAGUCAUAUAAUUUGCAAACAUCUGAAGCAAACAAUAAUCUUCCUAAUAUGUAAAACAAGAUUAUAUUUUAACAUACCCUAAUGUAUACAUUAUCUACAAUACUAGAAACCAACUGUACAAAAUGUGUUAUUUUACUGGUAAUGCUGUUCUCGGGCAGUUUCCAGUUUUAGGUGAUUUUUUAAUGCACUCUUAAAUUGACAAAAGAAUUUAACGGCUUUUAUUUUAUCAGGAAGAGCAUUCCAAGAUUGGAUGCCAUUAAAAUAAAAAGUGUUUCCAAUAUGUCCUUCACGUUUUGGUAAUACGAAAUUAAAAUUACUAUUUCGAGUAUCGUACCUAUGGAUAUUUGAUACCCGGGUGAAAUUAUUUGCUAUAUAAUGAUCUAAUUUAUCCGAAUAGAAUAUUUUAUGCACGUGGUGUAAUACUAAUUGUUGUGACCUGUGAUCUACAUGAAGUUAUCCUGCCUUUUCAAGUUCAUUAUAUCCGACAUGUGCUCUUGGUCCUAAAACAUUUAUAUAUCUCACAAUUUUAUUUUGAAUUAUUCUUAGCUUUUUCUUAUCCGUAACACCCAGACUACCGUACCAAGCCGCAUUAGCAUAGUCGAAUAAACAUUGUAUUAAUGCAAAGCAUAAAAUACGUCUAGACUUCAUAUUCAAACAGGUUUGAUAUCUAUACAAAAAUUUCAAGCGUGAAUUAGCCUUUUUGGCGAUUGAGUCUACCAGACCCGUCCAUGAUAGGUUACUUGUUAAAUUAAUUCCCAAAUAUCUUACUGAAUCUUUUCUUUCAAUUACCUGAUUAUUAUAUGAAACCUUGAAAUCGUGUGUAUAUCUUAACUUUCGUUUAGAACAAAAUAAAAUGCUUUCCGUUUUCCCAACGUGUAAACUAAGCUUGUUGUCAGACAUCCAUUCGAUGCAAUUAGCCAAAUCAGCACUAAGUUUUUUAUCAAUUAUCUUAUGUGAAAGGAUAGUUAAUAAAUGAAAGGAUAAUUGACAUAUUGAAUGAAUGAAUGAAGGAAUGAAUAAAUGAACGAACGAAUGAAUGAAUGAAUUAAUAAUUAAUACCUUACUCUGUAUUGUCAUGUUGAAUGUUCAGAUAUUCAGAUAUUCAAACUUUAUUGUCAUGCUCAUAUAAAAUGAAUUACACUGGCAUGAAAAUCAUAUUCUGGCUGUUGGUAAACAAAAUAAUGUAUAACAUAUAAUAAAUAAUUACCCAAAUUAUAGAAUUGAAUAAUAUAUAAUACAAAAUUACGCACAAAACUUAAGCACAGGUGAAAAAAUUAAAAUGCCGUUACGAAAAUGAUGAAAAUUAAGAAAACGAAGAGACAAAACCAACAGAGAGAUAGUCACCGUCGAACAGCGCCUUUGUAAAGCAGUCUUUCAAAACUGAACAGGUCAACCCUGUAGUAUUAAAGGAAUAAAUAAAUAAGUAAGUAAGUAAAUAAAUAAAUAAAAAAAGAUAGAUAAAUGAACGAGUAGGUAAAUAAUUGAUUAAACGAAUCAGCAAAUAAAUCUAAAGAAAGAAAUAGAGACAGGUAUAUGAUAUAGAUAAAUAAAUGAAUGAAUUGAUUG
Messenger RNA from Lytechinus pictus (painted urchin), 5252 nucleotides. RefSeq names its product sodium-coupled monocarboxylate transporter 1-like. The record is from RefSeq and is a predicted model, not a curated record. Lineage: Eukaryota; Metazoa; Echinodermata; Echinoidea; Temnopleuroida; Toxopneustidae. Gene Ontology annotation, molecular function: symporter activity. The coding region runs from base 414 to 2351 and encodes 645 amino acids. The transcript is spliced from 15 exons. Gene Ontology annotation, biological process: sodium ion transport; transmembrane transport. Gene Ontology annotation, cellular component: membrane.